This is a messenger RNA of Penicillium bovifimosum, 2553 nucleotides long. RefSeq lists its product as uncharacterized. The transcript has a single exon. The record is from RefSeq and is a predicted model, not a curated record. The coding region runs from base 1 to 2553 and encodes 850 amino acids. Lineage: Eukaryota; Fungi; Ascomycota; Eurotiomycetes; Eurotiales; Aspergillaceae.
AUGGCCGCAACUCAUGGGAUAGCAACUCACCUUCCAGCAGACCCGAUGGCUAUUUCAGUGCCUACAUUGGAUGAUGAGGUCCGGGAAUAUGAAAAGAUUUUAACCAUCAGUGAUCAAAUCUUUUCGGGCAACCAUCCGCGUCUCAGUGUUCCGCAACAUCUCGUGCGCAAAUCUGGGCAAACCGCCCAAAAUGUCCCUCUUCGGACUCAUUUACCUAAGAACCCCCUUUCGAAGGAAGUCGUGGACAGUGCGCCCGUGGCUUUGAAGAACACGAGGCAACCUUACAUUAGUCCGCAGAGUGCCUCGGCCAGAAACACCUUGUCCGCAGCACCACAACCCGCCCGUGUGGCAUCAAAACCUACAUCCGAGAUCGAUCCCAUUUUCUUGACCAAGUCGGACGACUUGAUCAGGGCCGAGCUACAACUACAGAGGCAGAGGUUGGAGAGGGCACUGCGUGAUCAAGCGGAUCUAAGGAAACAAGAGGCUAAACAGCGGCCCGCGGUCCAAGACACUAAGCCUGACUUCGAUGUUUCGGAAGUGUUCAAGCAAGCUCUUGAGGUGGUGAAACCAGUCUCAAUCAGUGAUGUGUCCGAGGCCAGUGGACCGGGCGCUGCUGCAAGUGAAUCCUUUGACGAAAAUUCAGUUUACUCCAGUAGAGCUCCUGACUCGCCACCCCAGGCUGGCAAACAGCAGAAGUCGUCUCCAGUGGCUACGCUUGCACAGACAGCAACUGCUGCUCAUGUUCCGGUAAACCACUACUCAGAUGAGUUGCAGCGACUUGAAGCUCUCAACCGACCUGGAUCUGAUCAGGAAAUGCAAGAUGCUUACAUUGUUGCUGACCAGCGUCACUCCCAUUCUCAGAAGCAGACCAGUGCCCACAAGCCAGAGGCUCCCGUGAGCCAGCCCCACGAACCGCUUCAAGUCGAGAUGAUGGAAGAACCCGAAUAUUCUCCCCCUGCUCCAGCAGCGCCACCGGUGGAUCAUCGUGGAUAUCCCAGCGGGGUAGAAAAUGGUACUGGGAGACAAUCACGGCCAGAUGCCAGAUACGCCGACCGAACCCGGGAUGUACGCAGAACCCCGUCUCCAGCAAUCGUGAAGGUAGUCCAAAGCCACAUCACAUCACCGGUAGCUCCUCAGCCAUCUCGCGUGUCGCCUUUGGCCAUUGCCAAAGGUCCCUCCGCGCAAAUUCACGAUGGAAGAUAUGGACUUGGCUCUGAACCAGUGUAUUUGGAGCCCGGUUCUGCUCGGGGUAGCCCAAAUGCACCAGUCCCUAACAUCGUUUCCCGUAAGCGGAGAAGGCUGCGUGAAGGUGAUGAGGGGUCCCGCCAAAGCAUGUACAAAAGACAAAAUGCAGAACCUACCGAGGUGUUUAUCAAAGAGGAGCCGGUUUCGCCGCCACCAUUCGCCGAUGAUCCCAUCGUGGUGCGCGACCGACACCCGCAAGAGCGCCGCCCCGUCUACGUUGACAUCGCCUCCCCUCGAUACACUCCAGUAUACGAGAGCCGCGGCCCAACCAUGCGAGAGCCGGUUUAUGAGAUUGAUCCGUAUUACGAGGCGCCCCCAGACGCCGGACGCCAGCGUACCGUCUCCCGACUGGGCACCAGACGGCCAAUGCGCGAGGAAGCCGAUCUUCGACGAGUGGCCAGUGUACAGUAUGCUCGCCAAUCCGACUAUCCUCGUGAAUACAUUGAGGCACCAUCGCGCCCAAUUCGGGCAGCAUCAUACGUUGUGGAACGCCCCUCCCAGGAGCGACCAAGGUAUUACGAAGAAGCCCCAUACGCACAGCAUCGUUACAUUGCUGCUGAUGACCUGCCACCCCCGACGUAUCGAGAGCCUUAUUAUGAAGAAGCACUGCCGCCGCGCGUGAUGGCACCCCCUCAACGUCGGAUUGUGGUUGAUGAGCAUGGCAAUCAGUACUACGAGAUACUGCCAGCACCAAGGCUGCAGCCCAUACCUCCUCCACCUCAGCACCGAUCAGUCUCUCAGAUGCCGAAGGGUGCUUACGAGGAAAGAGUGCCCCACCGCGCGGGCAGUGUCCGUGCCGCUUCCAUUGUGCAGGAUCCCUACGGUGAACGACGCUACGUGCAAGAAAUGCCCCCGCCCCAGCCAGUCUAUAGACGAGUGAUGCCAGAGUAUGCUCGCCCUCUAACAGCCCAUGAGAGGCCAAGCUACGUUGCCCCGUCUGAAGGCCACGAACCUUACACACGGAGUGGCAGCGUCCAAGUAGCAGAGUAUCUUCCUCCUCGUCACCCAGUCUAUAUUGAUGACCGUGGAGCGCCUCAGAGGAGAUUAAUACGAACAGCCAGUGUUCAUCCCACACAGGCUCGCUAUGAAAACCCCCAUGAGGUUGUUCAGCGAGUUGGGAGUGUGCGGCCCACCGGUCCAGUUCGCGAGCCCAGCCUCUUCAUGGACGAGAGACCGGUCGUGGACUACGUUGAGAGACCGUAUCUCGUUCGGGAGCAACGGUAUUAUGACGAAGUUGAAGAGGGAGAUCGCCUUGAGCUGGAUGGUGCGAACGAUACGAUUCAGCGGGUUCCACAGCGUUACCAGUAG